AUGAACACCCUGCCCCCAGGGUUGGAGAAUGUCACUAUUACAGGGCUGUUGCUGGUAAGCGCAAACCCUUGCAGCAAAACCUGCGGGCUGGGGUGGAGGUCUGAGUAUUACUGUAGAGUCAGCCAAACUGGGACUAAAAAUAACUGUGUCUUGAAAAAUGCCAUAUGCUUGAUCAGCCGGGACUGCGGUCUGAUCACCAAGACAACCACAGUGGGUACCCCCUUAAACAUCAGCUGCCUGGAUGACACAAUUGAAACAUUAGGAUCAUCUGAUUUUGUCUUUGUCUGGAAGAUUUCGAAAGGAAUUGUGACCACAGAUAAAUCUCUAUUCAGACUCUUCUCAUCAAGAAAUUUAACAGUACCAUGGAUGAUUAAUAUCAAGGACAUAAAGGAGAAGAAUGCCGGGACGUACAUGUGCCAAGUGCAGAACUCCAAAACAAUGCAAGUUGUAAAGCGAGUGCUUAUUGCAGUCCGAGUUAUCCCUCAGGACAUGGUGCAACUGAAUUAUCUCAAAGUUCUGUCACCUGAGCAGCAGAACGAAUUACAGACUCUGGAGGGGAACCCAGUGAAUGAGAAGCAGAGGAGGUCCUUCUGGGAAAAUGUGAAGGAUCUCUUUAAAAGUGCCAACAUGGUCCUUCGAGUGACUGUCACUGGUGUGGCAAUAGGGGGCCUGUUGGGAAUAGUUUUUGUAAUCUUACUUUUAUGCAUGUCAAAAAAGAAAUGA
Mobula hypostoma (lesser devil ray) is the source of this 723-nucleotide messenger RNA. It is a transcript of the gene tmem81, whose product is annotated as transmembrane protein 81. The transcript has 2 exons. Lineage: Eukaryota; Metazoa; Chordata; Chondrichthyes; Myliobatiformes; Myliobatidae. Bases 1 to 723 code for a protein of 240 amino acids. The record is from RefSeq and is a predicted model, not a curated record.